Molecule: messenger RNA, 1984 nt
Organism: Physella acuta
Lineage: Eukaryota; Metazoa; Mollusca; Gastropoda; Physidae
Product: ferric-chelate reductase 1-like
Biological process (GO): regulation of glutamate receptor signaling pathway; regulation of postsynaptic membrane neurotransmitter receptor levels
Source: RefSeq, a predicted model, not a curated record
AAAAAACUGGGAGUUAACAGUCACGCAUGACUGCGUUAAUGUGUGACUUUAGUCAGAACCGUCAAGUCAUUAGAGGACACAGGAUGGCCAAACUAAGUGUCACGUACGUUAUGUUAGUUUGUCUGGGGCUGGUCGAGGUCACCCAGGCAUACAGCAGUGGGGCGCCAGAAGGGGCGUGUGGCACCCUGAUGCCCGGCCACGGCGUCCCCGCACAAACCUCACAGCCCCCCUUCAAGGUCACCACAACAAAGACAAAUGUCGCCCCUGGUGAACAAAUAGAAGUGCCACUGUGGUCCCAGAGAAGUCUGUGUUCUGGACACAGAUCCCAUCGGCCGAGAUCUCCAUCGGAGCGGCAGGACAGACCACGCCCAUAAUGCCGGGGAUGCUAACCACGCCCCGUCUUGGAGGCAUGACGACCACGCCCUUCAUGGCAACGACGCCACGCAAAAACACAGGAGUCAACACGCAGAACCCCGGGGUGGUGACCGUUGACCCCCAGUGCGGCAAGACCAAGGGCUGCUACCACGACUGCUCCGGUGGGGGACCCUGCACCUACGUCAUUUCCUGGUUGUACCAGCCGGACACUGUCCACUUCCGGUUCCUCUUCAAGACGCCGUCCACAUCUGACCAAUGGAUAUCUCUGGGCCUGUCACAUGACCAGUACAUGGGAGACGACAGUGUGAUGGAGUGUGUGAUGGAUGCCGGCACUGUCCAGGUCAAGACCUCAUACAACACUGGCCAGUACAACGCCUACCCUGAUGACAAACAUGCAGGCAUACACAACGCUGAGGGGUCAGUACGAGACGGGGUCAUUGAGUGCAGCUUUGACCGAAAGACGCAGUACCCGAGGGAGCCCAAGGUCUACGACCUGAGUAAAUCUUAUUACCUGAUGGUCGCGUACGGUGAGGCUGUCUCAGGUAACAAAUUCCCCCACUCCUACGAAAAGUUGCCCAAAGUGUCCUCAGAGAAAAUCAGUUUCCAGUCAAUCGGGAGUGUAAAGGGCGGGGCCGGUCCGGUCUAUCCCAUGGUCAAAGCUCACGGAACGUCCAUGACCUUCGCCUGGAUGUUGUUUGCAAGCUCCGGUCUGUUCAUCGCUCGCCAUGGCCGCUCCAUGUUCAACAACUCCAAGCCAUACGGGCUGCUAGUGUGGUUUCACGUCCACCGCUUCUGUAUGACCAUGACCGCCCUCUUGACCAUGCUGGGAUUUGUUUUGGUCUUGGUAGAGUCCAAAGGCUACAGCAAAAUUCCAGAUACCCCGUCAGAGAAGAGCUGGUACCGCAUGCUACAUCCGCCCAUAGGUCUUGUGUUGAUUAUCAUGACCUUUGUUAAUCCCCUGAUGGCCCUGUUCAGACCUGACAUCAAGGCGCCGUCCCGCAAACAUUUUAACCACAUCCACUGGGGCAUUGGCCAACUAGCCUGGAUCCUAUCUAUCGCCCUCAUUCUGAUCGGCCUUGACCUGAACAAAUCCCAGUCCGACAUCGAGGCUAUCUAUGUCGUCUUCGCCUUCAUCGCCUACCACGUCUUGAUGGAGAUCCUCAUUCGUCUGGUGCCCUUCAUCUUCGGCUUGUCAUGUGGCUGCUGUAGAUGUAGAUGUUGUAAAAACAAGCGCAGCUACGACUUCAACAUGACGGACAUGUCCAGUAGCGAGGUGCCCAGCAUGGCCGGACAGGGAGGUUCCUCAUACGACAAGGAGGUGGAGGAGGAGGACAAGAUCACUGCCCAUCGCAGGAAGAACAUCGUGCUGACGUUGAUGCUGGUGUUCCACAUGAUCGCCUCCGCCUGUUUCGCCAUCGCCGUCCUCUUUUUCUUCCUGCGUCGUCCUGUGGACGAGGCGGAACUACACGCCAGCCCCACCGAACGUUACGAGCAUGACGACAGUGUCCACGUCGUCGGCGCCAACUAGAUGACGUCACACGCUAGAUGACCUCUGAAGACCUCGUGAAGAAUGUGUCAGGAAUUUUAGCCCUUGUUCAAAACUAAGCCA